Micropterus salmoides (largemouth bass) is the source of this 1301-nucleotide messenger RNA. Its product is annotated as CUB and sushi domain-containing protein 1. The record is from RefSeq and is a predicted model, not a curated record. The coding region runs from base 59 to 565 and encodes 168 amino acids. The transcript has 4 exons. Lineage: Eukaryota; Metazoa; Chordata; Actinopteri; Centrarchiformes; Centrarchidae.
AUGCCGGUGUACUGUAGGUGAGACAGAAUGGAUUCCCCAGCCAGACUUCAUAGACGACAUGUAUUGGUCCGGGUCAGCGCCCCUUUGUUUAGGAGGCUGUAAGGCGCGGCACCAGGAGCUCAGGAGAGAUCGCUGUGGAGACUCGAGCUGCUGCUGGCUCGGCUACAAGUCCCUGUGCAGAGUGAACUGUGGGAAGCCAGAUGUGGACUAUAAUGGAGUGGUGUAUGGUAACGACUGGUGGGUGGGCUCUGUGGUGAGGUACGCCUGUCGCUCUGGCUUCAUGCUGGUGGGAAAUCCAACCAGAUCUUGCCAGCCUAAUGGCCUCUGGACCCCGAAACCCACCUGCCUCCGAAUGUGUCCACAGGGACGCAUUGAAAUCAGUGAGAGGGAACUGAAUGGGACAUGCAACUCCACCUGCACAUUUAAGUACUAUUUUGGCCCACCCAAACAAGGCUGCACCCGGAUAGACAACUGCAAGAAGAAGGAGACUGGCUGGAAGCGAUUCUUUGCACAGUGUGUCCCUUGCAUUUGUGACUGUGCUUUAUCAUGUGCAUCUAAAGUCUAAAAGAUGGAGAAAGCACGAUGUUGACUUCAGAUGAAGAGGAAACACAGACAGCUUGUGCACCGCAGAGCCACACACUGUUUCUGCUCCUUCAUGCAAUUGUGUGGACAAAUCAAUUGACUAAAAGCUGGAUGUUUUCAGACAUUAAUUUAUUUUCUCUGGCAGAAUGAAGCCAACUGUGUGUCCUUGGUUUCUAUAUAUAGGAUUUUACAUUAUGACAAGAAGAUAUCAGUGCCUCAAAUCCACUGAGGUUAAAAUCAGUCUGAGUCAGUGGUGAGUUAUAAGCAAAGCAGAACUGCUAAAUUCGGUCAAUCUAGGUGAUGAAAGGUGGUGACAGUCAGAAAAGCAGAGUGAGGGGAAUUUUAGUCUGUGUCAGGCUUGGGUCAAAUAAAAAUUGGAAAAGUUGUGAAAGAACUUACUUGGUGCAAUAAUUUCAUGUCACAGAUUCCACCUACCAGGAAUAUCACAGAUUAGCGUCUCUGCGUUAUCGCUCCUCCUCUCAGUCCAUCUGUCCAGGAAGGAGAUGAAACCUUAAUCUCGUUACAAAGUGAGGAGCUUUGGUCAGGGAGCUCAGGGGUCCCAGUUAACACAAAGCAUGUUGUAGAGCUCAUAAGCAAAUUGCUUAAGUAGUAGAGUGUGUAUGUUUUUUUUUAAAAUAAUUAUUUAUUUGGAAAAAUUGUACAAAAUAUGUAAAAACUUCAUUUUUACACUGAUGGACUUUGUAAAUGUGAAAUAAUGU